This is a messenger RNA of Coregonus sp. 'balchen', 22598 nucleotides long. The record is from the annotation of a GenBank genome assembly. Lineage: Eukaryota; Metazoa; Chordata; Actinopteri; Salmoniformes; Salmonidae.
AUGUCACAUUCCUCCCUCGCUGUUCCUUCAGACAAACACUGCGUCCUUGAGACUAUCUAUCUGGUGUGUGUGUGUGUGUGCUAUUUCACUGUCACGGCUGGCUUAAACAUCAAACUACUCAAACUCCUCCAUCUCUGUGGAAACUUGCCAAUAGUCUUAUCAUUGCGUUUGUUCUGUAAUUUCCCCCCCAUAUCAGUGUAAUGGCAUUGUGUCAUAUGGACAGCCAAAUUGGACUGCGAUUCUUUGAUGUGGAAUAUUUCUGAGGUUUUGUUGUGUUAUGCAAGGGAUCAAGUGGCGGGAUGCUCAGAUCUGGAAGAAGUUGGUUUAGUCCUUGUGAGGGAUGCAUGAAGUUUACUGUGAUCAUGAAGUUGCUAAGCACAUAACAAUUCACACACGCACAGAAACACACACACACACACACUGCUGCGCAGGUCACCGCUGACAACAGAUUCAGAUGGAUGACAAGCAUAUCAGUCCCAAGCCAGGAAGUCUGCAGUGUGCCUUGAUGUGGUCAUGAGAGGUUGAACUGUUUGGCUGCACUGUGUCAACAACCAUGUGUGUGUGUGAGUGUGUGUGUGUGUGUGUGUGUGUGUGUGUGUGUGUGUGUGUGUGUGUGUGUGUGUGUGUGUGUGUGUGUGUGUGAAUCCUCUGACCUUCUGCUCCCUGUUCGGCUGGUAGGGCCAAGACCUUAGCCUCUCUCUCUAUCUGUGUCAGUCAGUGUAUGUGUCUCAAAUGGCACCCUAUUCCCUAUAUAGUGCACUACAUUUGACCAGAACCCCAAUAGCUGGUCCUAUGGGCCCUAGUCAAAAGUGGUGCACUGUAAAGGGAAUAGGAUGCCAUUUGUGAUGCAGCCAGCGUGUGGGUGUUUGAGAGAGUGUGUUUGUGGUUUCAUACUCCGUAGAUUGCCUAAUGGUCUGUACUCAGUGACCUUUGGCGAGAUCAGCAGUGUGUGUCAAUCAUAGUCCCCCAUGCAGACAUCUGCAAAGCAUCAGAACACUGGGGCCCAUGUUUAGCUCAUGUUUAGGAUGCUUUCUCACAGGGUGGCCUGAAGUCACUUCAUAAUCGAUUUUCUUUUAUCAUGAUGAUAUUAAAGAAGUGAUUAUAAUUUUUAAAGUGUGGGUGCUUAUAGUUAGUUACAUAGCACAUUAUACGUGUGCUAUAAGGCAUUAUAAAUGACGUUAUAUAGCAUUAUACAUGCUUCAUAGAAAGUGUUACCAAAAAUCAAUUGCUACACUGUUACAGCUUUAACUGGAUGGCACAAAAAAACAAAUGUAUUUGUCUUGAACAACAACUGGCUAACAACUGGUAAUAUAGUCUUCGGCAAGUCUUCCUGUUAGCUACAAUGAUCUAAUCUCAAUACAAUAUUUUCUAUGUAAGCCUCCCUCUCCGAACUUGUCAAAACUUGACCAUACAGACUCUUGGUUGCCUUGAAGGAUUCAGUCAUUCAAUCGUGGUCUUGACAGGAGGCUUUAAGGCAGCCAGCCAGCCAGGCAGGCAGCUCUCUCACCUCCACAGUGGUAAGGCUUUGUAGCUGUCAAGAGAGAUGGGAGGGCCCAUAUAAGCCUCUGAUCUAAUGCUUUUUGACACGGCACUCACACACACACACACACACACAAACACACACACAAACACACACACUCCGUGCUCCGCACUCAGGGUGUGGCAGACAAUGUGCCACGGUAUGCACCUGCCACCGUACCCUUUAGGAUGUUUGUCUUUUUCAGGGAUUAAAGGGAUUCAGGAAAUUAACUCACUGUCCGAGUUUCUGGGACAGGAGUCAACAGUAGUCAGCCAGUGACCUAAUUCUGAUGGGGACAUGGAGGGAAGAGGGAAAUCAAAGGCAUAAUGUUGUUCUGUUCUGUUUUGUUGUGUUAUGUUCUGUGUUUGGUGCUUUGGAAAGGUUGCUUUGUGUCUGAUGGUGUGUGUCCUAAAUGGAACCCUAUCCCCUAUAUACAUGUAGUGUGCUACUUUUGACCAGGUGCACUAUUUGGACUAGGGCCUGGUUGAAAGUAUUGCACUUUAUAGGGAAUGUGGUGCCAUCUGAUGUGCUCUGUGUGGACUCCCUGCACACCAGGGCUUUCUUACCUGCCAACCUGUCGGUGUAAUCAGAGAUGGCAUUCACUGACAGAGAGAGAGAGAGCGAUAGAGAGAGAUAGAGAAUUGAUGUAUAUGUUAGUGUGAGUGAAUUUGUGGAUCUUGUUUGUUUGAGCAUUGAUCUUUGCGUUAGGGCUUGUUUGCUGUGACAUCCUACCUGAUUACACAGUAUACCCUUGUUCAUAUACUCUCUCUCUGUCUUAACCAUAUACACACACACACUGCUAUACAGUUGAUCUGUUAUGAUUACGUAAAGGAGGCCAGGCAAUAGAGGAGAUCUGGACAGCAGCUUUCAGCCACACUAGACUAGAUCAGUAGGUCAAGUGAAGUGACCAACGGACAAAUCCUUUUAGUAAGUUAGCUAAGCUUUGUUAAAGAUGCUCUUAAUUCAUUUAAACUCUGACAGCAAACCUAGCUAAUCCCCCUGUGAACUACAUUUUGGUCGUCUUCUCCAUCAUUUCAUGUAGUUUUUCUAACCAGUUUUUCCACUUCCUGUCCCCCUCUGCAGUGUCGUCAUGCAUCACCACAUACAAGAAGACACCUCCGCCGGUGCCGCCGCGCACCGCCCCAUCCAAGCCUGUCAUCUCCAUCACGGCCCAAAGCAGCACAGAAUCGGCCCAGGACGCAGAUAUGGAUGGGGGGUCGGGUCUCCGGACCCACAUCAGCACAUCUCAGCCCCGCCUGUCCAACUCCACUGAGAGCAUCGACAGUAUGAAGGUAUAUCAUAUAAUAACGUUUAUCGUAUAUUAUGAAAAUAUUAUACGUCUUAACGGUAUAGGUACAAUCUGUUUUGAAUUUGUCAGUGUCAUUUUGUGCUUAUGAUGUUAUCAGUGUUUUUAUAUUAAUCCCAAAAAUGUAUGCAGUUGAAGUCUGAAGUUUACAUACACCUUAGCCAAAUACAUUUAAACUCAGUUUUUCACAAUUCCUGACAUUUAAUCCUAGUAAAAAUUCCCUGUUUUAGGUCAGUUAGGAUCAUCACUUUAUUUUAAGAAUGUGAAAUGUCAGAAUAAUAGUAGAGAGUGAUUUAUUUCAGCUUUUAUUUCUUUCAUCACAUUCCCAGUGGGUCAGAAGUUUACAUACACUCAAUUAGUAUUUGGUAGCAUUGCCUUUAAAUUGUUUAACUUGGGUCAAACGUUUCGGGUAGCCUUCCACAAGCUUCCCACAAUAAGUUGGGUGUCACGCCCUGGCUCGGGGGACUCUUAAAUGUUGAGCCAGGGUGUGGAAUUUCUGUUACAUUUUCUAUGUUUUUGUUCUAGAUCGUUUAGAUCUAUGUUGGCCAGGGUGGUUCCCAAUCAGAGGAAGCUGUAGCUCGUUGUCUCUGAUUGGGGACCAUACUUAGGCAGCCUGUUUUCACUAGUUUAUUGUGGGAUCUUGUUCCGUAGGGUUUUGUGUAUAACCUAGGACUUCACGUAUCAUUUGGUUUAUUGUUUUGGUUCGUGUGUGUACACAAUAAAGAAUGUACGCUUAUCACGCUGCGCCUUGGUCCGCUUCAUCUGUCGACGAUCGUGACAGAAGAUCCCACCACCAGAGGACCAAGCAGCGUGCCCAGGAGGAGAAGUUGGCGAUGUCCCAGGUGGGCGAAUGGUGGUCUUGGGAGGACAUAUUCGCGGGCAGAGGGCCAUGGGCAAAAGUAAAUGCCCAGGCAGGAGAGGAGAAACGGUGCCAACCAUGCCGACGACGGACACGCGAGAGGCAACCCCAAGUAAUUUUUUUUGGGGGGGGCACACGGCGUGGACGACGGGGCUGCUUUAGGCAGCUACAGGGCGAAUCGGCGGACUAGGAGAGGAGGCCACAAGGUUACGGGGGCUAUUGGUCACGAGGGAGAAGGAGAGUGUAGAGGCACGGCGAGAGGAACUGGUUAGGCAGCAGAGGGAGCGGAGGUUUAUGAGGAAACCCAGUCCCGCUCCUCGCACCAAGCAAGUGGUGUGUGUCACCAGUCCGGUCCGGCCCGUUCCUGAUUCCCGCACAAGGCCAGUGGUGUGUGUUCCCAGUCCGGCCCGACCUAUUCCUGUCCCCCGCACCAAGCCUGUGGUGCGCGUCGUCACCCCGUUCCGGCCUGUUCCUGCUCCCCGCCCCAAGCCUGUGGUGCGCGUCGCCAGCCCGGUUCGGCCUGUUCCUGUCCCUCGCACCAAGCCUGUGGUGCGCGUCGUCAGCCCGGUCCGGCCUGUUCCUGCUCCCCGCACCAAGCCAGUGGUGCGCGUCGUCAGCCCGGUCCGGCCCGUUCCUGCUCCCCGCACCAAGCCAGUGGUGCGCGUCGUCAGUCCGGCACGGUCCGUGCCUGUUCCACCGGUGCCUGGUCCGGCACCGGUCAGCUGCUCCACACCGGAGCCAGAGCAAUCCGCUCCACCGGUGUCCAGUCCAGCUCCGGCCUGCGGGGCCAGACCAGACCAGGGGCGCUACGGGGGGGUAUACAGAGAGUGGUGGUCACGCCCGGAGCCGGAUCCGCCUCCGAGGCGGAAUGCCCACCUGGCCCCUACCCCGUUGUGUUGGUGUGGCGCGGUCGCAGUCCGCGCCUUUUGGGGGGGGGGGUACUGUCACGCCCUGGCUCGGGGGACUCUUAAAUGUUGAGCCAGGGUGUGGAAUUUCUGUUACAUUUUCUAUGUUUUUGUUCUAGAUCGUUUAGAUCUAUGUUGGCCAGGGUGGAUCCCAAUCAGAGGCAGCUGUAGCUCGUUGUCUCUGAUUGGGGACCAUAUCACUGAUUGGGAUUGGGGUUUUGUGUAUAACCUAGGACUUCACGUAUAAUUUGGUUUAUUGUUUUGGUUCGUGUGUGUACACAAUAAAGAAUGUACGCUUAUCAUGCUGCGCCUUGGUCCGCUUCAUCUGUCGACGAUCGUGACAUUGGGUGAAUUUUGUCCCAUUCCUCCUGACAGAGCUGGUUUAACUGAGUCAGGUUUGUAGGCCUCUUUGCUUGCACACACUUUUUCAGUUCUGCGCACACAUUUUCUAUAGGAUUGAAGUCAGGGCUUUGUGAUGGCCACUCCAAUACCUUGACUUUGUUGUCCUUUAGCCAUUUGGCCACAACUUUGGAAGUAUGCUUGGGGUCAUUGUCCAUUUGGAAGACCCAUUUGCGACCAAGCUUUAACUUCCUGACUAAUGUCUUGAGAUGUUGCUUCAAAAUCCACAUAAUUUUCCUUCCUCAUGAUGCCAUCUAUUUUGUGAAGUGCACCAGUCCCUCCUGCAGCAAAGCACCCCCACAGCAUGAUGCUGCCACCCCCGUGCUUCACGGUAGGGAUGGUGUUCUUCGGCUUGCAAGCGUUCCCCUUUUUCCUCCAAACAUAACGAAGGUCAGUAUGGCCAAACAGUUCUAUUUUUGUUUCAUCAGACCAGAGGACAUUUCUCCAAAAGGUACGAUCUUUGUCCCCAUGUGCAAUUGCAAACCGUAGUCUGGAUUUUUUAUGGCGGCUUUGGAGCAGUGGCUUCUUCCUUGCUGAGCGGCCUUUCAGGUUAUGUCGAUAUAGACCUCGUUUUACUGUGGAUAUAGAUACUUUUGUACCUGUUUCCUCCAGCAUCUUCACAAGGUCCUUUGCUGUUGUUCUGGGAUUGAUUUGCACUUUUCGCACCAAAGUACGUUCAUCUCUAGGAGACAGAACGCGUCUCCUUCCUGAGCGGUAUUACGGCUGUGUGGUCCCAUGGUGUUUAUACUUGCGUACUAUAGUUUGUACAGAUGAACGUGGUACCUUCAGGCAUUUGGAAAUUGAACCAGACUUGUGGAGAUCUACAAAAAAAAUUCUGAGGUCUUGGCUGAUUUCUUUUGAUUUUCCCAUGAUGUCAAGCAAAGAGGCACUGAGUUUGAAAGUAGGCCUUGAAAUACAUCCACAGAUACACCUCCAAUUGACUCAAAUUAUGUAAAUUAGCCUAUCAGAAGCUUCUAAAGCCAUGACAUAAUUUUCUGGAAUUUUUCAAGCUGUUUAAAGGCACUGUGAACUUAGUGUAUGUAAACUUCUGGAAUUGUGAUACAGUGAGUUAUAAGUGAAAUAAUCUGUCUGGAAACAAUUGUUGGAAAAAUUACUUGUGUCAUGCACAAAGUAGAUGGCAUAACCGACUUGCCAAAACUAUAAUUUGUUAACAAGAAAUUUGUGGAGUGGUUGUAAAACGAGUUUUAAUGACUCCAACCUAAGUGUAUGUAAACUUCCGACUUCAACUGUAUAAUAAGAAUUUAUAUUUUAUUGUUAUUAUAAUGAAGGCCCUGACGGCAGCUAUUGAGGCAGCCAAUGCCCAGGUCCACGGCCCAGCCAGCCAGCACGUCACCAACAGCACCAUCACCAUCACCGCCACCGCCACCACCACUGCUUCCAGCGACAGCAAGAGGGACGCGCUCCGGAAGUGCCUCUCCAUAGGGAUACAGGUGCAGAUACGUUGACUGUGUUGACAACACAUUGACCACAUGCUGACCACACAUGGCCAUAUUGGAAUGUGAUCAUACAUAGAUAAAUCAUAGAGUGAUGGAGUAAAAAUAUCAGCCAUAAACUGUCAAUCUUAUCAGAGAAAAAUCAUGACUCUUUGGCAUUCCCUGUCGACCUAUCCUGUGGUCUAUUCUUAACUGACCAAUCUCGGUUAACCCAGAACUAAAAUCUGGUGUAAUUUGGUCAGAUGUUACCAUUUAUGUUUAUGUAGUCUAGAUUAUUAAUUGACUUACCUGUAUAAAUAAUGUUUAAAUAAAAAUUGAAUCUGUUUUCUGUUGCAGGUGGAUGGACCAGAGGAGGUUGGGGGGACAGAGGAGCACUCCAAGUUCCAGUCAGUGGGCAUCCAGGUGGAAGAGGAGAGAUGGUGAGUAGAGAGAGACAGAGAAAGAGAGAGAGGAUGUUAACAAUUUUCUGUCAUUCAUGUUAGUGUUUUUCUUGUAUCCUGUUGUAGUCCGCUGGUGUCUCUGCUUGCUGACUGUCUACUCAUAAUGCUUCCAGUUGGCACCUCUCUUUCUAACACUCCCCCAUCUGGCCUGAGAGCUGUAUGUAUAUACGUGUGUGCCUUGGAGUUGGGCCCAGUGACUGUAUGCUACCGGGCCACUCAUCCCACCCCCCACAUCACCCCACAACAGCUGUCCCCAGCUCGGAGGUUUGGGCAUCAGAGCCCCUCAACCAGGGGGCCCAUGCGUGCAGUGACAGCUGGGGGACUAGAGGACGUGUAGCAGGGGAUGAAUAAGGGAAAGGGGAGAGGGAGAGUGGGCAGUUAGUUGACAGCCAUCUGUUGCACCAGUCAUUGUGAUGUAGCCAAGCCACUUUGGGAGGGGGGAUUUCUGUCAAUGUUCUGUUAUUUUCAGUACAUGGUCAACCCCCCUUCUCCCCUUCCCCCAACUCUCCCCUUUGCCUGCACUACACGUAACAGUUCUUAUAGCUUCCCUACCUCCCCUAUAUCUCCCCCUAAAGCCUUCCGCAUGCUUCGGUUCGGGUGGCGCCUAGCCGAACAUGGCUAAGCGAACCGAACGAGUGUGCUCGCAUUCUCCCUUAAAAGUCCAUCGCUUGGAAAACGAGAAACAAGAGGCAAUAGUACUGUUUGUCGAUCUUGAGAUGCCGUAGCCAGUAUACACUACCUCAAAAUAUUCAGAAUUCAUCUAAGAUAACUCAAGAAAUCAUCAUUAAUUUUGACGUUUUUGUCGAGGAGGUCUUAGUAGCACGAUUUUACAUCUAACUAAUAUGAAAACGAUUAGUCUCUCAUUGACAACCAACACUUAAUUGAAGGAUCCCUACUGUUGACCAAUCACAGACAAUGGGGCGUAGACUUCGGCUACCGACUUCGGCUACCGACUUCAGCAUGCCUAGAGAAAAUGUUUUGUGUGCACGAACAGCCCAAAAAAACCUUGCCAAAGACCAAAACAAAAACAUCGUCCUAAUAUAUGCACGAACUGUUCUGAACUAUUUUGGAUGGGAAGCAUGUGGAUGCCUUAAGAGUCUCUUUACUCCUAUAGGGCCGGCAUAUAGCAUGCCAAUUGGCCACCUCAUUGGACAACUGCCCUGACUGACUUACAAGGAGCAUUUGCAUGGGCCGGAAGUCAUGGGAACAUUCCUGGUUCCUGGAGUUGUAUAAAAAUAUGUCACGCAGCAGGCAGUUAUGUGUCAGUGUGUCUGCCUGCGUAACUCCCAUCCACUCCGCACAGUAACCCCUCUGUUAGUCAGAGUUGAAGGGAGAUUUCCAAUUUAGAAACUGCACUGGAUGCAGUAAUCUGAUUUCAUAAUGUAAACAGAACAUGGUCAGGAAUCAAAGAGCCCAGUCUCAACCUACCAAGGUCAUGUCCAGGACUGCAUUUUCAGAGUCAGACGCAGGAAUCUGGGUUGCAUCCCAAAUGGCACCCUAUUCCCUAUAUGCACUACUUUUGACCAGAGCCCUAUGGCUAGGCCAAUGGGCCCUGGUCAAAUGUAGUGCACUACAUAGGGAAUAGGGUGCCAUUUGGGAUGCAGGAUAUCUGGACUGGUUUUUCCUCAAAGAGCUUUCCUCAGCUGCCUAGCCAAGCAUUGAAAAGGAGGCACACCUCCAAGCAGCCAAGGCAAACAUUAACUCCUGUAGACACUUCCACUGAUCCAGUGGCACUGGGGUUUAAUGCCACACAUGUGCCUUCCCUUGGUGUAUGUUUAAGUGUGUGUUUUUGGCUGUGCAUGUUUAAUUUUGUGUGUCAAAUAAAAUAAAAUUGUAUUGUAUUGGUCACAUACACGUGUUUAGCAGAUGUUAUUGCGGGUGUAGCGAAAUGCUUGUGCUUCUAGCUCCGACAGUGCAGUAAUAUCUAACAAGUAAUAUCUAACAAUUUCACAACAUAUACCUGUCACGAUCGUCUAGAACAGGAGACCAAGGCGCAGCGUUGCGAGUGAACAUAUUAUAUUUAUUAAAUGCUCACAACAACAAAAGCAAUAAACAACGAAAGCGUGACGUCCAGUGUACAACACGAACACACACGAACAAAAUCCCACAACCCGAAAGGAAAACAGAUAGAUUAAAUAUGGCUCCCAAUCAGAGACAAACAGCCGACAGCUGACACUCGUUUGCCUCUGAUUGGGAGUCACACCGGCAAACAUAGAAAAUAAACCACCUAGAACACCCACCAGAGAAACCGAAAACAUAGAAUGAACACACCCUGGUUCAACAUAAUGAGUCCCCGAACCAGGGUGUGACAGUACCCCCCCCCUAAAGGCGCGGACUGUGACCGCGCCUAAAUACGAGCAAAACAGGGGAGGGCUGGGUGGGCAUUCUUCCUCGGCGGCGGCUCCGGCUCCGGGCCUGAUCCCCACUCCCUCUCCAACCCCCCAAAGUACCCCCGGUCCCGUCUAGCCCCGCUGGCCGGAGCCGGACUGACGACACGCGCCCCUGGCUUGGUGCGUGGAGCAGGAAUGGACCGGAAUGGGCUGGCGACGCACACCACCGACUUGGUGCGGAGAGCAGGAACGAGCCGGACAGGGCUGACGAGACGCACCACAGACUUGGUGCGGGAAGCUUGGAUGGGCCGGACUGGGCUGGCGACGCGCACCACAGACUCGGUGCGGAGAGCAGGAACGGACCGUGCCGGACUGACGACGCACCCCACUGGCUUGGUGUGGACAGCAGGAACGGGCCGAUCCGGGCGGCCGAAACGCACCACAGACUUGGUGCGGGGAGCUUGGAUGGGCCGGACUGGGCUGGCGACGCGCACCACAGACUCGGUGCGGAGAGCAGGAACGGGCCGUGCCGGACUGACGACGCACACCACUGGCUUGGUGUGGACAGCAGGAACGGGCCGAUCCGGGCGGCCGAAACGCACCACAGACUUGGUGCGGGGAGCAGGAAUGGGCCGGACCGGGCUGGCGACGCGCACCACAGACUUGGUGCGGAGAGCAGGAACGGGCCGGACCGGGCUGGCGACGCGCACCACCGGCACGAUGCGAGGAACAGGACCAGGCCGGCCCGUACUGGAGACACACACCACUGGCCCCACGCAGAGAUCAGGAACGGGCCGGACCGGACUGGACACACACCCCAGUACCUCUCGCCGUGCCUCCACACUAUCCCUCUCCUCUGUGACCAGUGGCCCCCUCAACCUGGCGGCCUCCUCUUCACACCCGCUGGACCGCUCCAUCGCGGCCUCCUGCUGCCCCGUCGUCCACGUCGUGAGCCCCCCCCUAAAAAUUUUCUGGGGUUCUCUCCUCCCCGUGGACCAGGCCUCCCUAGCUCUCGUCAGACUCUCGAUCCAUUGCUUCAUCGACCAGCCUCUCUCCUCUUCAUUUAGCGUGGCCCAGCCGAAACUCCUACUCCCCUGAUCCCAGGUCCUUCCUUUCUCCUCCUCACGCUGCUUGGUCUGGUACUGGUGGGAUUUUCUGUCACGAUCGUCUAGAACAGGAGACCAAGGCGCAGCGUUGCGAGUGAACAUAUUAUAUUUAUUAAUGCUCACAACAACAAAAGCAAUAAACAACGAAAGCGUGACGUCCAGUGUACAACACGAACACACACGAACAAAAUCCCACAACCCGAAAGGAAACAGAUAGAUUAAAUAUGGCUCCCAAUCAAAGACAAACAGCCGACAGCUGACACUCGUUUGCCUCUGAUUGGGAGUCACACACCGGCAAACCAUAGAAAAUAACCACCUAGAACACCCACCAGAGAAACCGAAACAUAGAAUGAACACACCCUGGUUCAACAUAUGAGUCCCCGAACCAGGGUGUGACAAUACCCAAUACACACAAAUCUAAGUAAGGAAUUAAUUAAGAAUAUAUACAUAUAUGGACGAGCGAUGUCAGAGCGGCAUGGACUAAGUUACAGUAGAAUAGUAUAGAAUACAGUAUAUACAUAUGAGAUGAGUAAUGCAAGAUAUGUAAACAUUAUUAAAGUAACUAAGAUACCAUAGAAUAGAAUAGUGUAGUAUGAAAAAAAAGAAGAAAAAAAAUCUGUAAAAUGACUAAAAUAAUAAAUAAAUACAGUAUACACAUAUGAGAUGAGUAAUGCAAGAUAUAUAAACAUUAUUCAAGUGGCUAGUGUUCCAUUUCCUAAAGUGUUUAUGUGUGUGUGUUCUGUGUUUGUGUGCGCGUGUUAUUGUGCAUCUUUCUGUCUGUGUGCGUGUGUGUGUGUGUGUGUGUGUGUGUGUGUGUGUGUGUGUGUGUGUGUGUGUGUGUGUGUGUGUGUGUGUGUGUGUGUGUGUGUGUGUGUGUGUGUGUGUGAAUGUCCCAGCAAGGCAGGGUUGAUCCUGGGAGGUCUAGGUCUGCCCCUAUGCACUAGAUUCCCAGACGGUGAGAGUGCAUUUCUCCUGUGGCCCUGCCCCACUCACAAUAAAUCUGUGUGUGUGCACGUGUGUGUAUGGGGUCAUAACCUUACCUCAGUGUUUGAACUGGGCUUAAGCUUGCCAAACUGAGAGGGAGUGGAGCAGAGCUAUAAAAGAUAAGAACACUACAAACAACCUGGCUGCCUUUUAAAGACAUCUGUCAGCUGCCUGCUAAGACAAGUUUACGUUGUCUAAUGUAGGUUAUUAUCAAUAAUCUCACUCUAUGAUUAUAUCAUUAACAUAUACUGUACGUACCGAAAAUUGUCCUUAAAUAUAAUUCUGUAAUAACAUAAUAUUAUACGUUUAGACAAUGUUCAGGUUCCAUAACGGUACAAGUGUACCUAGUUUCAUGCUUUUAUGAUAAAGUGAAUGAUUUGUUUUACAUACCGCCUGGACUACAAAUCUACCAAUUUCAAUCUAAUUUAUAAUCCUAAUUUCAACAACAAAUAUUCUACAAAGGUGUGCCAACUUAUGUCAUGGGCCCAUACAUUCCAUAUGGUAAACUCAUUCCAAGAUGGCGGCAUAUGGGGUAGGUGGAGGUUGGAUUUUGUUUCCACAGCUGGCUUUGCAGUAACUGGUAACAUGGAAUGUGGGUAUGUGUAUGGUCUAUGGUGGUCCCAAACCAUACGGUCCUCAAUCCACAUUGACCGUCUUGAAAAGUCAGUCCGAGACGAUCAGACCUACUGCUUUAUGGUCAUGUUAAGGAGGACAAAGGGACAGAGACACGGUCUGCAACCCUAAUGGCUCCCUGUUCCCUUCCAGGGCCCAAAAGUAGUGCACUGUAAAGAGGAUAGGGUGCCAUUUGGAAUAUACCCAUAACAUGGAAGAUCUAUUAAGAUGCCUUGUACCCCUAGUCCUACAUUCUUAGAAAAAAAGGUGCUAAAUAGAACCAUAUAGGGUUCUUUGAUUUAGGGGAACCCUUUUUGGUGCUAGGUAGAACCCUUUGCAGAGGGUUCGACCUAGAACCCUCUAUGAAGGCUUCUACCAAUAACCCUUUUAUCUUUGGAGGGUUCUUCCUCGAAUCCUCUAUUAUGAAUGCUUCCACCAUCCUUGUUAGCCUUUCAAAUGAAAUUCUUUAUGACAAUACAUUACAUAUAGCAUAAGGCCUUUCUUUGAGGGCCUAGUUAUACCGUAACACAGUGGUGUUAGGAAACUCCUGGUUUACAGGCCACAUCAGUCCUGCAAGUCACAUUAUGCUGGUUUGCAAAGUGAUGUGUAAUUCCUAUUGGAAUCCAGCCAGAGUUAGGAUAUACAACAAGUGGAAUUGUUUUUCACCCGCAACCAGCAUUCAGAAUUACUGCCAGGGUUAGGAACAUUGUGCAGAGACUACCUAAACCAUCUAAACUGAAACAAACUUUUCAGUAACGGGUGCAAUACAUCCAAUUACUAAUAGAUUGGAUUUCUUUUGAAAACGGUAUGUUAUUUAUCUUUGUGUAGCAUAAAAAUGUAUCAACCAAUCAAUGUAUAUGUAAUAACCCAGAUAUUAAAACAAACCAUUCUUACCCUGCAAUAGAGCAUGCUGGGAAAUAAGAUAUAUGGUUAUAUGUAGAACCCUUAUCGCCUUCCAAAGAACCCUUCUUUCCUUCCAAAGAAUCAUAAAACAACCAAAAAUGGUUCUUAGGAUGUUAAAGGUUCUUGCAAAGAACCCUUUUCUUCAAAUCAAAACGGUUCUGGGUAGAACCCUAUCCCUCCGCAAAGAACCCGUUUGGUACCCCCUUUAUUCUAAAAGUGUAGUGAUAACUCUUACUGAUGGGUUUUAGCUUUUAGAAUUUUAGCUAUUAGUGUCAUUUUAGACUGAGGCUUUGAGGUCGCUUUCCGUAAUUGUGUUAAUUUGGCUUAUCCAUGUUUAGAGGGGUGGUAUGCGCACAUCCAUAAAAAAACUUUCCCCAGGUGCUGGAUCCAAGUGGAUAACGUAGAACAAAAAGUACAUCCCCACACUGCUCCCAAAGUGUUUAAUAAGACUGGGACUACGUUUUGACCCAAACUGGGAUUCAGCUUAUCCAGACUUAGCCUGAACAUGCUAAGAGAAGAAAACGACAUCUUACAAUUAAGGAAUUCUACUGUAGCCACAAUCCAGACUGACAAAGUCAUCCAGUCUUGGAGCAGCUUUUCCCCCAGUUGGAGAGCGGAGCAGAGCAGGCCUCCCUUAACCACUGAAGUGAUUUACAAGGCCCUGUGAAGGACUCCACCUGACUGCACUGUAACAAGAACCUUUUUUUGCUUUUGCCUUUUUAUCUUCUCCCCCCUCUAUUUCUCUCUCUGUCCCUGUCCCUCCCUCCCUCUCUUUCCCUACUCCACCCCCCACCCCAUCUCUCUCUCUCUCCAUUCUCUCCAUCUUCCCUUCUCCCUCCUCUCUCUCUCUCCCUCCCCCUCUCUAACUCUCUCUCUCUCUCUCCCUCCCUCUCCCUCUCUAUCAGUCAGUAUGGGUUGUGUUUGGCCUUACCCCUCACUGCCCUGACACAGACAGGAAGUUGUUAGGACGGAGCUGCUAUAAAGCGGGCUGAGAUCAUUAUGACUGCACACCUGCUCAGAGGACAGCUACUCUUUAACUGCUGUGAGCACACACACGUACACACACACACACACACAUACACACACUUAUCCAGGCACUGGUACACCUCCACUGUGAGUGUCUUUGAUCUCUCCUGCUCCUCUCCCCCUCCUGUUCUCUGUUCACGGAAGAGGGGAGAUGAAUGGAGCAGAGGAGGAAUAGAUGAAUGGGUAAAGUGGAGGAGGAGGGACUGACCGGAAAUGUGAGGCGAUUUCUGGGUCUGUAUGAGUGUCACCCUGUGGGCAGGUCAUGUCAGUGUCUCCAUGCUGUACUGUGUGUGUGUGUGUGUGUGUGUGUGUGUGUGUGUGUUGCCGGUGUGUUCAGGGCGAUAUGGCGCGUGCAGGAGAAGUUUUUUUUCAUCAUUAUGGGCGUAGUUAUCAGUGUUGUAUCUGCUCUGAUUGCCCGUACUAAAUGUCCAAUGUUCGUGCUUUCAUGCCCCCCCCCCCCUUUUGUGUGUUGAAAUCGCCCAGAAGUCUGUCAUAGACUCCCAUGUAAAAUCUAUUUUUUUCAAAUAUCAGAGCUUUCAAUACAAUCUCUAUGGGUUUCUGAGGGCUUGCACUUACGCGCUUUCGUCAUACGUAACAUAACCAUGAACGUAACUAAGAAAAGAGCGGGUAGCCUCAUCAAUCAAUUCACUACUACUAUCAAAAUGGCUAGGCUUCAGUGCAACUCGAUUGUGUCUUUGAAAGAAGUUCCUUUUUGUCGGCGAACAAAUGAAGAUAAAUUGGCAACGAAACAAUUAGGACCUCCCAGACCAAAUUUAAUAAUUCAACAGGUUUCUACUAAAGGGGGGAAGUCCUACACCCGAGGAUUUUCCAAAAAUUGGUACGAACAAAAAACCUGGCUAGCAGGCUGCGAUGUAGCUAAUGCAGUCUUCUGCUACCCCCUGCUUACUCUUUCACCCUGAAGGCGGCACGGCAGACAGCACCGCUUGGACAGCGACUGGUGUGUAACGGACAUGCACCAUCUUUCAGGAAAGAUUAAGAAACAUGAGCUGUCAAAGACCCACAUGGAUAGCUGUUUGAGAUUGUCUGCUUUGGGGAGAGUGAACAUUCCCACUCAACUGGAUGAGGGAUACAGGCUAGCUGUCCGCCGCCACAACGAUGAGGUUAGUGUUGAUAAUCACAAGUUUACUGGAGAACUGAAACUGACAAGGCUGACAAGAUAGGACCCUUUUGUCCAUUGUUAUUGGAUAGGAACAGAACUUAUAACCAGCUCCUGACCUAAAUAGAUCUUAGCACAACAUUUUACUCAACAUAUCAUAUUCCAUAUUCACUAUAACAAAUAUAUUUACUACGACAUUAGCAAGAACCGCCACAUCCUCAGCCGGCUAAUCCAGUGUGUGAAGUUUUGCGGAGUGUUUGAGUUAGCUUUGCGAGGCAAAGAUGAAACUGAGGGCUCCACCAACCCUGGUAAGCCAACACUUUUGAGAUCAGUCAAUAAAUGCUUCUGGUAUUGACUUAUAUGCUGCCCCUGUCUUCAUGUUGUUGCUGGACAUAUCUUUUUUUAAAUGUGUGUAGGUCACCUAAAUCAUCAGAAAAAUUGCCCCCCCUGAGAAUUUUUUCAGGAGCCGCCACUGUGUGUGUGUGUGUGAGACAGUGAGAGAGAGAGAGAGAGAGAAUUUUCUGUCAUUCAUGUUAGUGUUUUGAAAAUAUGUUAUUUCCAUGCAAGUGUGUGACUUUGUGCUAGUGUGUUGGCACGUUGCUCUGAGAGACUUGGCAAUGGGAGUCUUACAGGGGCACAAAGCCUCUCGAACCAAUUCAAAAGCUGCACCCCCAGCUGUACAGUGGGGUCCUGAGGGUGUGUGCAGCAGGGCAGAGGGACUAACAAGACCACGCUCCAUUACCUCUGAAUCAGCCAGGUGACCAAACGCCCCUAUGACACCCCUCCCAAACACCCCACACCUGGCUGAUCUGAUCUGGGAUCUGUGUUAAUAUACUAUGCCUGCAUGUCUUCUACUAGCCCCACAUUCUCUAACAUCUGACCUCAGAUCUGUGGUUCUCUCUCCAGUUACCGCAGGAUGACCAGGUCCAACAGUGUGACCACGGCGGUCCAGGCCGACCUAGACGACCCUGACUACUGUCCCGUCGAUGCCCCAGAGAUGGCGAUGCGCCACUCGGCCACCAUGCCCCGCCAGUACUCCCGGGACACCUCCACCGUCUCCAUCCAGGGCUCGGGAAACCACUACCACGCCCUGACCAUGGAGGAGUACGGCGAGGUGGGUUUCGACCCAUCCAUCCUGCCCCCACCGGACCCCUGGAUGGAUCAGGUGGAGGACCCCAUGGAGGUGGUGGGGGGAAGGGGGUCGUUGUGUCCCAGGGACGGGCGCUGGUUCCUCAAGCUGCUGCAGGCCGAGAUGGAGCGCAUGGAGGGCUGGUGCAGACAGAUGGAGCAGGAAGAGAUGGAGAAUGAGCUUCCGGACGAGAGUGAGUAGUGGCUACACAGAUGUGCAUACAAAACAACAUCAACUCGAGAAUAUUCCGCAGAAUAUGUGCAAACUGGUGCAGAACUGGGGUUGGGAUUCAAUAGAAUCAGUAACACUUCUCUCCAUUUGUGCUUUUUGGUGGUGUUGGUGCAUGGUGUGUGUGAAGGUUGUAUCAGUUGUUUUCCCUCCUUCCCUCUCUCUGUCUGUGUCCUCCAAAUGCCCAAACAGACUUAGUAAAGGGAGUGAAAUUGGCUGAGUUCCAAAUGGCACCCUAUUCCCAAGACAGUGCACUACAUUUGACCAAGGCCUGAUAGGGCUCUGUUCAAAAGUACCGCACUACAUAGGGAAUAGGGUGCCAUUUGGGACGCAACCAUAGUAAUCAUGGCAGUGGGCCACAGUACAUUCUUGUUGCCUGCUAUCUCCUCUGCCGACUUACAAGGCAUAGUUAUCAAUAGGGAGCCAGCUGGGUCUGGCCAUACAUCUGUCCUGUACACUACCGGUCAAAGGUUUUAGAACACCAACUCAUUCAAGGGUUUUUCUUUUUUAAAACUAUUUCUACAUUGUAGAAUAAUAGUGAAGACAUCAAAACUAUGAAAUAACACAUAUGGAAUCAUGUAGUAACAUUAUUCAUUUUUUUUACAAAUCAAAAUAUAUUUUAUAUUUGAGAUUCUUCAAACAGCCACCCUUUGCCUUGAUGACAUCUUUGCACAUUCUUGGCAUUCUCUCAACCAGCUUCACCUGAAAUGCUUUUCCAACAGUCUUGAAGGAGUUCCCACAUAUGCUGAGCACUUGUUGGCUGCUUUUCCUUCACUCUGCGGUCCGACUCAUCCCAAACCAUCUCAAUUUGGUUGAGGUCGGGGGAUUGUGGAGACCAGGUCAUCUGCUGCAGCACUCCAUCACUCUCCUUCUUGGUAAAAUAGCCCUUACACAGCCUGGAGGUGUGUUGGGUCAUUGUCCUGUUUGAAAAACAAAUGAUAGUCACCCUAAGCCCAAACCAGAUGGGAUGGCGUAUCGCUGCAGAAUGCUGUGGUAGCCAUGCUGGUUAAGUGUGCCUUGAAUUCUAAAUCCCUCCUCCAUGCUUUACGGUGGGAAAUACACAUGCGGUGAUCAUCCGUUCACCCACAACGCGUCUCACAAAGACACGUGGUUGGAACCAAAAAUCUCAAAUUUGGACUCCAGACCAAAGGACUAAUGUCCAUUGCUCGUGUUUCUUGGCCCAAGCAAGUCUCUUCUUAUUAUUGGUGUCCUUUAGUAGUGGUUUCUUUGCAGCAAUUCGACAAUGAAGACCUGAUUCACACAGUCUCCUCUGAACAGUUCAUGUUGAGAUGUGUCUGUUACUUGAACUCUGUGAAGCAUUUAUUUGGGCUGCAAUUUUUGAGGCUGGUAACUCUAAUGAACGUAUCCUAUGCAGCAGAGGUAACUCUGGGUCUUCCAUUCCUAUGGCGGUCCUCAUGAGAUCCAGUUUCAAUCAUAGCGCUUGAUGGUUUUUGCGACUGCACUUCAAGAAACUCAAAGUUCUUGAAAUGUUCCGUAUUGACUGACCUUCAUAUCUUAAAGUAAUGAUGGACUGUUGUUUCUCUUUGCUUAUUUGAGCUGUUCUUACCAAAUAGGGCUAUAUUCUGUAUACCCCCCUACCUUGUCACAACACAACUGAUUGGCUCAAAUGCAUUAAGAAGGAAAGCAAUUCCACAAAUUAACUUUUAAGAAGGCACACCUGUUAAUUGAAAUGGAUUCCAGGUGACUACCUCAUGAAGCUGGUUGAGAGAAUGCCAAGAGUGUGCAAAGCUGUCAUCAAGGCAAAGGGUGGCUAUUUGAAGAAUCUCAAAUAUAAAAUAUAUUUUGAUUUGUUUAACACUUUGUUGGUUACUACAUUUUUCCAUAUGUGUUAUUUCAUUGUUUUAAUGUCUUCACUAUUAUUCUACAAUGUAGAAAAUAGUAAAAAUAAAGAAAAACGCUUUAAUGAGUAGGUGUUCUAAAACUUUUGACCGGUAGUGUACAGUAAAAUGGCCUCUCACAGCCACGCUUAAUAGGGGUUUUCAUUCUCAAACUCACUUAAUGACCUCGUUCAUGCCUGCUGCCAGCCCCAUAGCUCCAGAUUGACAGCCCUACACUGACACUGUCUGCAUUCCAAAUAACACCCUAUUGCCCUACUUUUGACCAGGGGAAAUAGGGUAUAGGGUGCCAUUUGGUGCGCAUCCUCGGCAUAGCCCAAUGUGGUAGCCUUUGUACGGCUAGAGUACUACUCCUUAGAUUUGUCCCUAGUGACUGUUGUCUUCCUUUAGCCUUUUACUGCAGUGGGCUAAAUCAGGGUCACACAGAGUGUUUUCUUGGUAGUCUUAAACAAAUCUACUUUGAAACAAAAGUAUACACCUCACACACAUGGUUAUGGGCUUUAAAAAAAAGAAAACACCUUGUACCAUGUCAGAUAUAGAGUUGAAAUGUAUUACAUUUUGAGUUUGCAUCCCAAUAUUAUACUUUAUAUAUACUGAACAAAAAUAUAAACACAACAUGUAAAGUGUUGAUAGCAUGUUUCAUGAGCUGAAAUAAAAUAUCCUAGAAAUGUUCCAUACGCACAAAAAGCUUAUUUCUCUCAAACCUUUUGCCAGAUAAUUUAAUAUUCAUUUUUCUACCAUAAGCCGCCUCCAACGUUGUUUUAGAGAAUUUGGCAGUACGUCCAACCGGCCUCACAACCGCAGACCAUGUGUAACCACGCCAGCCAGGCACCCGGACAGCUGAUGAAAUUGUGGGUUUGCACAACCGAAGAAUUUCUGCACAAACUGUCAAAAACUGUCUCAGGGAAGCUCAUCUGUGUUCAUCGUCCUCACCUGACUGCAGUUCGCCGAUUUCAGUGGACAAAUUCUCACCUUCGAUGGCCAUUGGCACGCUGGAGAAGUGUGCUCUUCACGGAUGAAUCCCGGUUUCAACUGUACCGGGCAGAUGGCUGUCAACGUUGUGAACAGAGUGCCCCAUGGUGGCGGUGGGGUUAGGGUAUGGGCAGGCAUAAGCUACGGAGAACGAACACAAUUGCAUUUUAUUGAUGGCAAUGUGAAUGCAAAGAGAUACCGUGACGAGAUCCUGAGGCCCAUUGUCGUGCCAUUCAACUGCCGUCAUCACCUCAUGUUUCAGCAUGAUAAUGCACGGCCCCAUGUUGCAAGGAUCUGUACACAAUUCCUGGAAGUUGAAAAUGUCCCAGUUCUUCCAUGGCCUGCAUACUCACCAGACAUGUCACCCAUUGAGCAUGUUUGGGAUGUUCUGGAUCGAUGUGUAAGACAGCGUGUUCCUUUUCCCGCCAAUAUCCAGCAACUUCGCACAGCCAUUGAAGAGGAGUGGGACAACAUUCCACAGGCCACAAUCAACAGCCUGAUCAACUCUAUGCGAACGAGACGUCGCGCUGCAUGAAGCAAGUUGUGGUCACACCAGAUACUAACUUGUUUUCUGUGACCAACAGAUACAUAUCUGUAUUCCCAGUCAUGUGAAAUCCAUAGAUUAGGGCCUAAUGAAUUUAUUUCAAUUGACUGAUUUCCUUAAAUGAACUGUAACUCAGUAAAACCUUUUGAAAUUGUUGCAUGUUGCGUUUAUAUUUUUGUUCAGUGUACAUCACAGAAGACUGAAAUAUAUUUAAAAAACUGAAACACCGGAUUAAUGUUUAUUAAUGAUGAAAUUAUGAAAAAUAUUAACAUUCCACCCAUGAGGCCAUUAGAGAGCGGUUUGGUCAUUUGACUGCAGGAAAGGGCUACGGCUAAUGCAUUAUUUCUGAUGGAGAGAACAUUUACAUUUACAUUUUAGUCAUUUAGCAGAAAACACAGCGUUAUGUGAGGUGAACAUAGACAAGUCUGCUGGUCAGCCCUUGUGUAGUGAUUCUGCAGUGAAUUUUCUCUCUCUUACAUGUAAGUUGAGGUUGUGUAUUGAGACGGGGAGGCUGGUUCCGACAUCCCCCCCACUCUCAAAGCAUGGUGUUGUUUAUUUGGUGUGCAGGAUAAACACUCCUCCUCUCAUCUAAACUCACAGUUUAGGUUCCCAGUUCCCACUCUCUACACAUUUAUAGCCUUGCACUCAUCAAAGGCAAAGUCUGUGUGACUCCAAGGUGAUUGAACUAAAGAUUGAUGUGUGCGUGUGUGCGUGUGUGUGUGGGUGACUUCCCACAGUCCUGGGGAAGAUCCGCAGUGCAGUAGGCAGCGCCCAGCUGCUCAUGUCUCAGAGGUUCCAGCAGUUUCGGGAGCUGUGUGAGGAGAAUCAGGUAUGUAAUACACACUCACACAUAAUGAGAUGAUCUAUACAAGUUUAUAAUUGACACUCAAACGAAACACCGCUAUGGAUGCAAAUUCUAGCUGAAUAGGAUUCUAGUCUAGCACCACUCAAAGCAUACUGACUUUGAAGUGUGGAGGGACAAGGUGAAAUAGUCCCAGACUAGUAUGUUGAUGACAUACUGAUGGGGAAAGGAGAAUGGUUCCAAAGCUGUCCUGACUGAGUGUGUGUGUGUGGGUCUGUGUGUGUCUGUGCGUGCACGUGGGUGCAUGUGUAUGUGUGUGUUUGUGUCUGUCAGAACCCCAAUGCCCACCCCAGGCCCAUCUCCCAGGAUCUGGCUGGUUUCUGGGACAUGCUGCAGCUGUCCAUCGAGAACAUCAGCCUAAAGUUUGAUGAGCUGCACCAACUCAAAGCCAACAACUGGAGACCCCUGGACCCCCCCGUGAUAAAGGUACCACUCAAUGUAGUAGACCCUAUAAGCAAUCUAUGGACAAGAUGAGUCAGCAAUCCGUUUUGUUUAUCUGGCCACUGUCUCCAAAUGUUAACUUUUUAGAAUUUUUGUCCACCAAUAUGACAUGUUGUAAAUUGGGUGAACUACCCAUUUAAGUCUGAAAGUAAUCCAAUACAAUGGAAUGGUGUUUUUGGCCUGCAUGCUUCUACAUUCAUUGUUGUUGAAUAUGGUUAAUGUACACAGUUACUGUAGAUUUCGGUUCAAUGUAGCACGAGGUGUUGUAAUGCAUGUAAAAUGAUUGUUGUAAUGUUGUGUGAUAGCCUGUCUGACGUGACUGCCUGUCUGCUGUGUUUUUUUGUUUUUUUGUUUUUUUGUUUUGUUGUUGACAGUGAGCUGGAUUGUUGAGAAGUCACUCUGCCUGCCAUGCAUCGUGGGGCCUCGCUGACCUCGCUGGCCACUCUUACCCCAUGCACACCCCACACCUACCACGCACUCUCACAAAAUGGCCGCCACUGCCGUCACCACCCACAUGAACAAAUACUACAGUGUACUAUAGAAUACUACAGUGCUUACUAUAGAAAUCUGUAGUAAACUGUAGAAUAUUAUACUACACACUGUAGUAUCCCUUGAUCAUGUGUCGGACUUACUAUAGAAUGUUGUAGUAUACUGUAGGAUACUAUAGUAAAUACUACAGUAUUAUCCACACACACAAAAACACUGUAGUACAUACUACAGUAAUGUCUGCAAAAACACUACAGUCCACGAAAACACAACACUUUUUUAAAUAUAGUAAAUACUACAGUAUUUAAUUUGCAUAUACAUUGCCCAUUCCCCUCCCCUAUAUCGUAAUUUAUGCCACCCAUAAGUGAUAAACCUACAUACCAAGUAUAGACCAUAUAUUGAAUUCCCUACAAGUUAUAGAAAAGAACAGAAGCUCUGAACUAUAUGUUCAGACCCCAGUCCUACCUACCUAGAGGUUAUGAGAAUUUGCUCUUUUAGUAUUUCUCCAGUAGGUUUCCUGAAGGAGAAAGCUUCCACCUCUAUAUCAAAGAUAUUAGAACAAAAACACUACAGUAAAUACUAAAGUAUAUACUUCUGUUUUCUUUUACUUCUGUAUUUAUACUAUAGUUAACUGUAAAUACUACAGUAUACUACAGUAAAGUCUGCAAAAACAAUACAGCGAACACUAUGGUAUUUAUAGUAUUUUUUGCAUGUGGGCACCAUCCAUAACUUCACUCACGUAAACCCUGUUGCAUGCUCUCACACCAUGCAAACUCCAACAAACUGCUAAUGUCAUGACUUCUUUAACCCCCACACAAUAUGGCUGCCGUUGUGCCCCUGCUGCCAGAGGCACAGAGGAUGGCCUCUAACUGUAGUUGUUUGUCCUCCCCCGUCCAUCCAGGAGAGACGGUUCGCCCCUCCAGUGCCAAAUAAGCCCCACAGGGGCCACCCUCCCCUGGCCAGGGACCGUUCUCUGGAGAGCUCCGAGAGACAGCGGCUAGAGGCUCGCAAACGCCUGCUGGCCGCCAAGCGGGCCCUCUCGGUCCGACAGAGCUCGGUCACCGAGAGUGCAGCAGACAGUAUUGAGAUCUACAUCCCCGAGGCCCAGACCAGACUAUGA